AUGUCCGAUUUCGAAAAGAAACAAGCUAUUAACGACGACGCCGUUUACGAAAAAAAGGACGGCUCAGGAUCACCCGUUGAAGCUCCUGGUUCUGGCGGUGGUGGACAUCAUCAUGUCACCCCAGCCGGUCAGGGUCUCUACGAUCCCAAGCAAGAAUCGAUCUGGACCCGACUCGGGCUCACGUUCGAGUCGUUUAAGCGUGCUCCUGCGACGACUGGUGGCCAAGUAGUCGCCGGUGGUAAUGCAGAGCAAAAUGAACUGCUACACUACGAGAAUCCAAUGUUGCAGCAAAAGAUGCGUCCACGACACUUGCAAAUGAUUGCUGUCGGUGGUUCGAUUGGUACCGGUCUCUUCAUCGGUUCAGGUGGAGCCCUGGCAGUGGGUGGACCUGCUGCCCUCAUCCUGGAUUGGAUCAUCAUCGGUUUCAUGGUACUCAUGACCUGCCAAGCUAUUGGUGAAAUGGCCAUCCUUUACCCUCUUUCCGGUGGCUUUUACGCUCUCGCCGUUCGUAUGCUCGACCCUGCCUGGGGCUUUGCCAUGGGUUGGAACUAUGUCCUCCAAUGGGCCGUCGUACUCCCACUCGAAAUCACCGCUGCAGGUAUCACCGUUGGUUACUGGCAAAACGCGGCAAAAAUCCCACUCGCCGCCUGGAUCACCAUCUUCUUCCUUGCAAUCGUGCUCAUCAACGUAUUCGGCACCCUCGGAUACGCAGAAGAAGAGUUUUGGUCCAGCUGUCUCAAGCUCUUCGUCGUGAUCAUGUUCAUCUUCAUUGCUGUCGUUCUCGUCUGCGGUGGAGGCCCAGCUGGAGGAGAAUAUGACCGCUACAUCGGUGGCUCGCUCUGGCAUAACCCAGGUGCAUUCGCCAAUGGAUUCAAGGGAGUCUGCGCCGUGUUUGUCACCGCCGCCUUUUCCUUUGCAGGUACCGAACUCGUCGGACUCGCCGCUUCGGAGACGCCCAACCCACGCAAGACGAUGCCCAGUGCGAUCAAGAACACCUUUUGGCGUAUCACCAUCAUCUACAUCCUCUCCCUCCUCAUGAUCGGUCUCCUCCUGCCUUACAACGACGAAUUCCUUCUCUUUGGAGGUGGAACCGCCGCUGCGUCUCCAUUCGUCCGCGUCCUCGACCGUGCACAUAUCAAGGGUAUCAACCACCUCAUCAACGUGACCAUUUGCAUCUCCGUCCUCAGUAUCGGUCUCUCCUGCGUCUACGGUGGCUCCCGCACACUCGCCGCCCUCGCCGAAACCGGAUACGCACCCAAAGUGUUUGCGUACGUUGACAAAUCCGGUCGUCCACUCUGGGCCGUUGUCUUCAUUUUGGCCUUUGGACCCCUCGCCUAUGUCAACUUGACCGCCGCAUCCGACGAAGUCUUUGCAUGGCUCCUCGCCCUUUCCGGUCUCUCCACUCUCUUCACCUGGGGUUCCAUCAUGCUCUGCCACAUUCGUUUCCGCCGUGCGUGGGCCGUCCAGGGUCACAGCGUCGAGGAAUUGCCAUUCAGAGCCAUGUUUGGUGUAUGGGGAAGCUGGAUCGGUCUCAUUCUCGUCUUCCUCGUUCUCCUCGCCCAGGCGUAUAUUGCCAUUUGGCCCAUUGGGGGCAUGAGCGAUGAUCCGAAUGAAGUCGCCAGCAAUUUCUUCAAAGUCUAUCUCGCCCUUCCAGUCGUCAUUGCCUGCUAUGUCGUUGGAUACCUUUGGAAGCGAACGACCCCACAGAGGGCACACGAGAUUGACCUCGACACUGGUCGAAAGUGCUGGUACACCGUCGAACAAAUGCGCGAAUACCGCGCAGAGCUCGCGGCUCAGCCAUGGUGGAAGAAGACAUAUCGCAUUCUUUUCUCAGGCUGA
Serendipita indica DSM 11827 is the source of this 1839-nucleotide messenger RNA. Lineage: Eukaryota; Fungi; Basidiomycota; Agaricomycetes; Sebacinales; Serendipitaceae. The record is from the annotation of a GenBank genome assembly.